Messenger RNA from Entamoeba dispar SAW760, 1146 nucleotides. RefSeq lists its product as uncharacterized. The record is from RefSeq and is a predicted model, not a curated record. Gene Ontology annotation, biological process: intracellular protein localization; Golgi to plasma membrane transport; exocytosis. Gene Ontology annotation, cellular component: exocyst. NCBI's taxonomy places the organism in Eukaryota, Evosea, Mastigamoebida, Endamoebidae. The coding region runs from base 1 to 1146 and encodes 381 amino acids. The transcript has a single exon.
AUGGCAGAAGAACUUAUUCAACAAUUAAAAGAAAAUGAAAAGGGUUAUAUUGACGAUAUUUAUAAAAAUCAUUCUCACCAACAAAUUGAAAAUACUACUUUACAACAAUUAAAAGGUUUUCUUGCUGAUAAAUCUGAUGAAUUAAAACAAGCCGUUUAUGAUAACUAUCAAGAAUUCUUAGCUAUUACUAGAAGAUUAGAAGAAAUUGAACAAGAUUUUAUGACAAUUCAUACACAAUUUAAUGCUAUAGGAACUGAACUUGAUGAAUUAAAUCAACACUAUGCAACUGAAAUGAGAGAACAACAAUCUAAAUUAGAUAAAUUAAUUACAGAACGAUCUUCAUUUCUUAAUAUCUCUAAUUCAUUAAAUAGUGAAAAUAAUGAUAUGACUAGUAAAAUACCACAACUUAGAAAUGAUAUUAAAUACAUAUUAGAUGCACCAAGUUUACUUCAAGUGUAUUUAUCACAAUGGAAUUUUGAUGAAUGUAUUAAAAUUCAUGAUAAUGUUAGAAAUUUACUUAAUAAAAAUAAUGAUUUAAAAAAUGUAUUAAAAGGACAUGUUGCAUUAGAUCAAUUUGAAGAAAUGAUUGAUCACAUUGUAGAUAAAUUAAAAAAGAGAUUAUUUGAUUUAUCUUUAUCAUCUCGUCAAACAGUAGUAAUUAUUAAUCAUUUAAAAAAAGUAACAAAUGAAGAAAAAGCUAUGUUAAUUUUCUUAGAUGCAAGAACAAAAACAGCAAAAGAAAGAAUUGAAAGAGAACUUCAUUCUGAAAAUUUAAGUUUAGUAACUCAAAAUGUUUGUUCAUUUGCAUUUCCAUUAAUUAAAUCUACACAUAGUGUAUUUAUUACUUCAUUUCCAGUUGCUCCAACAUCAUGUUUUGCAUCAUGGAAUAUUUCUUUAAUAAAUUUUGUAAUGAAUAGUUUAGAAAAGAAAAUAGCAAAUAAAGAAGUUAAACAAAAUUCUAUUAAAGUUGAUUGUGUUGAUAAAAUUAUAACAUUAUAUGAUAUUGUUCCUCAAGAACUUUCAUUAGUAUUUAUUGUAAGAAAAUAUUUAUCUAAUAUUGUUCGAAGUUUAUCUAAAUCAAAAGAUGAAAUUGAUCCUAAAAUGAUUCAAAAAUUAACAAGUCAUGGGUUUGGUUUUCCAUUCUAA